AUGACCAAGUCGUACAGCGAGAGUGGGCUGAUGGGCGAGCCUCAGCCUCAAGGUCCCCCAAGCUGGACAGAUGAGUGUCUCAGUUCUCAGGACGAGGAGCACGAGGCAGACAAGAAGGAGGAUGACCUCGAAGCCAUGAAUGCAGAGGAGGAUUCAUUGAGAAACGAGGGAGAGGAAGAGGACGAAGAUGAGGACCUUGAAGAGGAGGAAGAAGAGGAAGAGGAAGAUGAUGAUCAAAAACCCAAGAGACGCGGCCCCAAAAAGAAGAAGAUGACUAAGGCUCGCCUGGAGCGGUUUAAGCUGAGGCGCAUGAAGGCCAAUGCCCGAGAGCGGAACCGCAUGCACGGACUGAACGCGGCACUGGACAACUUGCGCAAGGUAGUGCCCUGCUACUCCAAGACACAGAAGCUGUCCAAAAUCGAGACUCUUCGCUUAGCCAAGAACUAUAUCUGGGCUCUGUCCGAGAUUUUGCGUUCUGGCAAAAGCCCUGACCUAGUCUCCUUCGUACAGACGCUCUGCAAGGGCUUAUCCCAGCCCACCACCAACCUGGUUGCCGGCUGCCUGCAGCUCAACCCUCGGACUUUUCUGCCUGAGCAGAACCAAGACAUGCCCCCACACCUUCCGACAGCCAGUGCUUCCUUUCCUGUGCACACCUACUCCUACCAGUCUCCGGGGCUUCCCAGUCCGCCGUACGGCACCAUGGACAGCUCCCACGUCUUCCACGUCAAGCCGCCGCCACACGCCUACAGCGCCGCGCUGGAGCCCUUCUUUGAAAGCCCCCUGACUGAUUGCACCAGCCCUUCCUUUGACGGACCCCUCAGCCCGCCGCUUAGUAUCAAUGGCAACUUCUCUUUCAAACACGAACCGUCCACCGAAUUUGAGAAAAAUUAUGCCUUUACCAUGCACUAUCCCGCAGCAACCCUGGCAGGGGCCCAAAGCCACGGAUCAAUCUUCACCGGCACUGCUGCCCCUCGCUGCGAGAUCCCCAUAGACAAUAUUAUGUCCUUUGAUAGCCAUUCACAUCAUGAGCGAGUCAUGAGUGCCCAGCUCAAUGCCAUCUUUCACGACUAA
Molecule: messenger RNA, 1071 nt
Organism: Chrysochloris asiatica (Cape golden mole)
Lineage: Eukaryota; Metazoa; Chordata; Mammalia; Afrosoricida; Chrysochloridae
Gene: NEUROD1
Product: neuronal differentiation 1
Exons: 1
Coding region: 1-1071 (356 amino acids)
Biological process (GO): nervous system development; regulation of DNA-templated transcription
Molecular function (GO): protein dimerization activity
Source: RefSeq, a predicted model, not a curated record